UCCACUUCUUGUUCAGUUGUUCUGCUCCAAAAGGACUCUCUCUAGUCUCUAUCUUCCUUACACAUUCUCUUCUCUAUCUUCAAAAUCUCAGCACUGCAUUAUAAGGCGCUAAAUAUAUAUAUAUAUAUAUAUAUAUAUAUAUACUGCGUAUAUAAAAUUCAGGAAAAAAAAACCAAGAAAAAUUAAGAAUGUCAUCUUGGUUGUUUCUUCCAAACCCUUUCAAUUCUGAAGACAAUGAUGAUGAUCAGAAUUCUUUAAUCGCCCCUGAUCACACCAUCUCCACCCUCUUCCGCUCUGUGGCAGCCUUCCUUGCUCCACCGCCGACUGACUCUCCUUCCGCCGCGGCCGCCAUCGAUGACGGCGGCGCCGGCGGCACGGUGGAGGUCAGCUCAAGGGCGAUUGCCGGAAUGAAGCAGGAUUUAGCUGAGAUUGGAGACAGGUUCAAGUCCAGCCUUUCACUGUUGUCCUCCCGAUUUUUUAAGCCAAAAGAGGAUGAUGCGGUAGAGGAGGAGGAGAUGGUAGGAAUUACGGAGGAAGUUGUGGACUAUGUGAAUACUCUUUGUGAAAGGCCUCAGCUUUGGACUGAUUUUCCAAUCAAUUUACCAAAUGACUUUGAAAUGUCUGCCAAUCAAAGACAGCAUGUGGAGAACAUUGAGCAAUUGGUGCCCGAUCUUGGAUCCUUAAGGCAAAAGGUUUCUGGCCAUUUACCAAAUAAUAAGUUUUGGAUGAUCUAUUUUAUCUUAUUGCUUCCUAGGUUGGAUGAGAAUGAUUUGGAGCUCCUAUUGACUCCCAAGAUCGUCGAAGUGAAGGAUACGCUUAUGCAACAAUUGCAAAAUAAGAACGCACGGGGAAAAGCUUCAAAACACUCCGAUACUAACGUCAAGGAUCAUGGUAGUUUGCAAGGGAACAAUAAUCCGUUGCGGAAGACAACUACUCCAAAAGCUGUAGAAAUAGAGGUUUCAAAUGCCGAGAAAUCCAAACUCAUCAAAAAUGAGGAUGCUGUUUCGUUUAGCGAUGUGGAGGAGGAUGACAAUGAUAAUGAUUUACCAGAUAGAAUCACAAGAUCUAGCGGCAAGAAAGCUCUUUCCUCCGGUGAAUCACAUGAAUGGAUUUCCUCAGGUGAAUGGGUUCAUGUAGGUAGAAAGCCGAAAGCUUGGAGUAGAUCGAGCCUUUCAACUUCUGUCGUCGAGGAAGGUUCAGAUAGUGAGGGAUCUUGUGAAUGGCUUACCGUUGAUGAUGUUGAUUCAGACACAAUGGCGACUCCUUAAAAUCCCUUCUCACCAUAUAGUUGCAGUAGUAUUUUUCUCUCUAGAAGUAUUUUUCUCUCUUCCUUUGAUUUUCAUCAUUUUUUACUAUUCCUCAUUUAUGUAAAUGCCUUCUCAAAAUCCAAAGUAAAGAAAGAAGAAAAAUAAGGAAUCUUAGUGCUGCAUUUUAGGCUUUAGAUACUCAUUUGUUUGAGUGUUAAUAAAUAUAUAUUAUUUUAGUA
This is a messenger RNA of Ipomoea nil (Japanese morning glory), 1486 nucleotides long. RefSeq lists its product as uncharacterized. The record is from RefSeq and is a predicted model, not a curated record. The coding region runs from base 189 to 1268 and encodes 359 amino acids. NCBI's taxonomy places the organism in Eukaryota, Viridiplantae, Streptophyta, Magnoliopsida, Solanales, Convolvulaceae. The transcript has 3 exons.